Molecule: messenger RNA, 1641 nt
Organism: Aspergillus saccharolyticus JOP 1030-1
Lineage: Eukaryota; Fungi; Ascomycota; Eurotiomycetes; Eurotiales; Aspergillaceae
Product: putative C2H2 finger domain protein
Exons: 3
Coding region: 52-1641 (529 amino acids)
Cellular component (GO): cytoplasm
Molecular function (GO): nucleic acid binding; zinc ion binding
Source: RefSeq, a predicted model, not a curated record
GUCCAUAUCCGGCCUACCCCUAUUGCAACCACAGAAAUUAUCACUAUUCAAAUGGGCCAGUACUAUUCCACAGCGCAUAAUGAGGAGGUCACUCCGGCGGUCGACAGGCGAAUUGAUUAUUAUGAACUCCUGCAGGUUGCUCGAGACGCAUCUGGAGAGGAAAUCAAGAAAGCAUACCGGAAGAAAGCUCUUGAGUUACAUCCCGACAAGAAUUUUGGCAAUAUUGAGAACGCGACAAAACUAUUUGCUGAGGUCCAAGCUGCUUACGAGGUGCUCUCUGAUCCUCAAGAGCGCGCCUGGUAUGAUUCACAUCGAGAAGCCGUUCUAGGGAAGGAUGGCAAAUUCGAAGAUGUCAGACUCUCAAAUAACACUAGGAUUACGACAGCAGAUGAUAUUUUCAGGUUGUUCUCACAGUUCAGCCCUCGAAUGGAGUUCUCUGAUGCACCUGAAGGAUUUUAUGGUGGUCUUCGCGAGAUCUUUUCACGUCUUGCUCUGGAGGAAGAACUGGGUCUGUGCGGCGAAAAUAUCAAUGCAGUAAAGUACCCAACAUUCGGUCACCACGAUGAUGGCUUCGAAGAAGUUGUGCGUCCAUUUUAUGCAGUAUGGAGCGGAUUCUCAACAACGAAGACGUUCGCAUGGAAGGAUAAAUAUCGAUAUUCAGAAGCUCCAGAUCGUCGCGUCAGGCGGCUGAUGGAGAAAGAGAAUAAACGUCUGCGCGAUGAAGGUAUGCGGGAGUUCAACGAUGCAGUUAGGUCUCUUGUUGCAUUCGUCAAAAAGCGAGAUCCACGGUACAUUUCAAGUGUUCAGAGCGAAUCUCAGCGACAAGAAACUCUUCGUCGGUCCGCUGCUGCGCAAGCAGCUAAGUCACGGGCGGUCAAUCAAGCCAAGUUCCGCGAUUAUGUUGCUCCAGACUGGGCAAGGUCAGAAGAGCAUUUUGGCAGUGUUUCGGAUGAUGAUCACAGUAUCUCAGAUACUUCGGUAGAGAUUUUUGACUGCAUCGUAUGUGACAAAAGCUUCAAAAGUGCCAGGCAAUUCGAGGCACAUGAACGAAGCAAAAAACAUAUCAAAGCCGUCAGGCAGCUACAGAAAGAAAUGAGGGCCGAGAAUAAGGAACUGGGAUUGGUGGACAGUUUCACUUCCAACGACAGUAAGCAAGAAACAACCGCAUCACCAUGCAAUGGUUCAGGCUGUGUGCCAUGCGCGGACCCCAGGUCACGAUUGACUUCGACGAGUUGCGAGUCACUGAAUCGCAGUACAUAUCCGGAGACAGACAGUGGAGAUGCCAAUCUUAACCGUGACGAGGAAGAAACUAUUGGGGCCAGCGCAGCUUUCUCUUCGAUUGAGGAAAUUGAGGAGCCUAUUACCAUCUCAGACAGCGAUGUUGACUAUGCGCCUCGAAAUUCCGUGGAAACCCAAUUUCACCUGACGACACAGGAUGGUACACAGGAUACAUCAGACAUAUUGCAUGAUAUAACGCAGUCUCUGGCAGCAACCCAUAUAAACAGCCAGACAUUGACACCUCCAACAAAAUUGGGUAAAGCGAAGCAGAAACGUCUGAGAAAGGCCCAACAAGCCAGGGAUCAGUCCCAGGACAUUAUUUGUAUCACCUGUGAAAUUCUAGGCAUGCUCAGCCGCAAUUGA